AUGAAAAACACCAAGGAUCUAAAUGCAGGUAAGUUUGGUCGCUCAUGGGAAGGACCGUUUGAGGUCAUAGAAGCAUACGGAAAAGACGCCUACAAGCUUAGAAGGGUUGAGACUAAUCCAUGCCGAUUGCAACACUACCCCGAGGUUACCAAUCCUCUGGGGCCAGUCAAUUUGAUCCAUACCGAUCUCAACAUCACCCAGAGGUCAGCAAUCCUCUGGGAGCAAUCAAUAAGAUCCAUGCCGAUCGCAACACUACCCCGAGGUUACCAAUCCUCUAAGGCCAGUCAGUUGGAUCCAUGCCGAUCCCGACAUCAUCCAGAGGUUUCCAAUAGGAUCCGUGCUAAUCCCAGCACUACCCCAAGGUUAUCAAUCCUCUAG
Prunus armeniaca (apricot) is the source of this 378-nucleotide messenger RNA. Lineage: Eukaryota; Viridiplantae; Streptophyta; Magnoliopsida; Rosales; Rosaceae. The record is from the annotation of a GenBank genome assembly.